AUGAAUGCUUCUGGUCCUGGCAUAACACAACUUUCAACACCAGCACUCAGAAACCUGCAUGACCCUAUGGUGACGAUCGAAGAAUACUUCUAUUAUGCCAAGAUCACUCGUGAAGAGCAGAGAAACAUUUCAACAGUCAAAACACCGGCCAGGAAGCUUUUGAGCUUUGCUAAACACGAUGCAGCCUCUUCUACCAUCACUGGAAGCGAUCCCACCAAACCUGAGACCUCGGAGAACCCAUUAGGUACAGAGACAGACGAGAAGAUUGGCGAAUCUGAAGCUCCUGCGACUGCUCGACCAGUUAUUGUGACAGAGGACGAGUGGUUACAGGCUUCCAGAGCUGCAAGAACAGCGACUUGGGGAUCUGUCUUCUAUCUCAUUACCACAGACAUUCUUGGUCCUUACUCUGUGCCAUGGGCUUUGGCACAGAUGGGGUAUGGUCCAGGCAUUGUUCUGUACACCAUCUUUGGAGCUCUGGCAGGCUAUACGGGCUGGCAGAUCUGGCAAAUGUUCCUCAAACUUGACUCCGACCACUACCCUAUGAAGACCUUUGGCGAUAUCGCAUUGAGAGCAUAUGGCCGGGUCGCGCGCCAUCUGGUGAACAUCCUGCAAGCAAUUCAACUCAUCUUCAACGUGGGAGUCAUCAUCAUCCAAAAUGGUCAAGGCCUUUACCAGAUCAAUUCGAACAUUUGUUAUAUCGUGUGCUGCGUCAUCUGGACAGUGUGUGGUUUCGUCAUUGGUCAAGUACGUACGUUGCAGAAGUACGGCUGGAUCGCCAACCUCGCUGUCUGGCUUAACAUUGUUGUCAUGAUCCUUACAAUGGCUGUCGUGACUCACAGUCAUCCCAAUUACGAGGCCGCUGCCAAAUCCAAUGGUGCCGAUAUUGGCCCUCCUGCACCUCCAGUCAUGACCACUGCGGGUCCACCAGCUGGAGUCGAAUUCAGCGGACAACUCGUGGGAUUGAUGCAGGCUGUCUACUCAUAUGGCGGUGCCAUGCUUUACUGCGAGUUCAUGAGCGAGAUGCGAAAGCCUUGGGACUUCUGGAAAGCGUUGAUUAUUGCAGAGACUUUCAUCUAUGUCGUCUAUCUGUUCUUUGGCAUAUACGUCUACUCAUUUCAGGGUCAAUACACCAUCAACCCUGCCCAACAGGGCAUGUUUCCUCAUGCGGCCUUGACUGCGGGCAAUAUCCUCGCAUUUUUGACGGCCCUUAUUGCCGCCGGACUGUAUGGAAACAUUGGUAUCAAGGUUAUGUAUCAGAACAUAUUCCAAGAACUGCUUGGAUUACCACAGCUUACCACAAGAGCGGGAAAGCUCCUCUGGAUUGGCAUCGUUCCAAUUUACUGGGGAAUUGCCUUCGUUCUUGCUGCCGCAAUUCCUCAAUUCAGCGCACUUUCUGGUCUUGUGGCUGCCCUUUGCAUCCUCCAGUUCACGUACACCUUCCCACCUCUGCUCAUGCUAGGUGUGCAAGUACAGUAUGAUGCAAUUCGCCCUGAUCAAGGCGAAGGCUUCAAUCCAGCUACUGGGGAGACUAUUAGACAUGACCAUGGCAUGAAAAGAUGGAUCCGCGGCUUCUUUGCUCGCAGAUGGUACAUCAAGCUUUGGAAUGUCAUCUUCUUCCUGGGGGCUUUUGUUACUUGUGUCUUGGGAACAUACUCUUCGAUCAAGUCCAUGAUUGAUGCCUACGCUUCGGGUUCGUCAACGGCUUUCAGUUGUGUGGGACCAGUCUAA
Molecule: messenger RNA, 1728 nt
Organism: Aureobasidium melanogenum CBS 110374
Lineage: Eukaryota; Fungi; Ascomycota; Dothideomycetes; Dothideales; Saccotheciaceae
Product: oligopeptide transporter protein
Exons: 7
Coding region: 1-1728 (575 amino acids)
Biological process (GO): amino acid transmembrane transport
Cellular component (GO): vacuolar membrane
Molecular function (GO): amino acid transmembrane transporter activity
Source: RefSeq, a predicted model, not a curated record